CGCGUGUUGUGGACCAAAGCCCUGGGUCGCAGAUACAGAUGUUACGGAUUCUGUUUCGGAUUGGCAGAGCCGAGGCCCUGAACGAGCGCGCGGAAGCCUCGUCGAAUCGCUCCUUCCUGUUCAACCUCGCCCCUCCUUCCCUCGCCCGUAGAGCGUCAUGACUCGUGCAGCGUAUGAACGCGCAUGUAUCUAUACUCUAUCGACCGUUCAUUGCAUGGCCGUGCCGCUAUCGACCCACUCCUACUCCACUCCUCCGCAUCCAAGUAGCCAACCGGCUUUUCGGUACCCGUUACCCGAUGCUCUAUAACCCCAGGUAUUGCCAGCGGUGACAGCACAACACCACGGCUCUAUCGUCCUCAUACUCAAGAGUACUCCUGUUCAGCAAAAUGGAGUCCAUCGACAUUCCCCUAGAUAGCGACAAGAUCCUACUUAUCACUGGAGGCGCCUCAGGGAUUGGUCUCGCUUUGACAAAGCAAGCUUCUGAUCUCGGUGCAAAGGUCCUCGUCGCGGAUCUACGUUCGACACCAGAGUUUGAGAGUUGGGCUCAAGGGAAGAGCAAUGUAUUAUACGUGCAGUCUGAUGUGUCACAUUGGCCAGAUUUUCUGAAACUCUUUGAUGCAUGCGAGAGGAAAUGGAACGAUGUGCCAGAUGCUUACGGUAUAUGCGCCGGCGUCUUCGAGCCCCCUUUCUCCAACUUCUGGCAAGACCCCGAGCAAGACAAGGGCUACGCCCAAGUCGACAUCAACGUCUCACACCCCAUAAAACUCACCCGUCUCGCCAUCAAAAAGAGCUUAGAGCACGGGAAACGCGCGUCCGUCUGCAUCAUCGCCUCGAUUGGCGGGCUCGGCGGCAGUGUCGCUGCGCCCCUCUACUGCGCAACCAAGCAUGCUAUCGUGGGCUUCGUCAAGUCGAUGACAGGGUCCGAAUCCUUCACCGGCGUCAAGAUCACGACCAUCUGUCCCGGCCUCGUUGCUACGCCACUCUUCACAGAUGAUAAGAAAGAGCAGUACUCAUUCCAUGAGAAUAAGGCGUUGAAGCCGAGCGAUGUGGCGACUGGGAUGUUGGAUUUGAUCCAGAAGAAGGAGUUUGGAUGUGGCACGGUAUAUGAGAUUAGCAUGGCAGGGACGAGGGUCAUCCCAGAGUGGAACAUUGCGCCGCCAAGUGCUGAGGGGACGGGACAGAACGAGGCGGAGUUGGCGGCGGGGAUGAAGGCGCUGCUCGGGCCGAUUCAAGAGAAAUUGAGGUCCGAGAUGAAGGGGUCGAAGUUGUGA
This is a messenger RNA of Paraphaeosphaeria sporulosa, 1271 nucleotides long. RefSeq names its product NAD(P)-binding protein. The coding region runs from base 387 to 1271 and encodes 294 amino acids. Gene Ontology annotation, molecular function: 2,4-dienoyl-CoA reductase (NADPH) activity. Lineage: Eukaryota; Fungi; Ascomycota; Dothideomycetes; Pleosporales; Didymosphaeriaceae. The record is from RefSeq and is a predicted model, not a curated record. Gene Ontology annotation, biological process: fatty acid beta-oxidation. Gene Ontology annotation, cellular component: mitochondrion. The transcript has 4 exons.